Rhagoletis zephyria (snowberry fruit fly) is the source of this 801-nucleotide messenger RNA. The record is from RefSeq and is a predicted model, not a curated record. NCBI's taxonomy places the organism in Eukaryota, Metazoa, Arthropoda, Insecta, Diptera, Tephritidae.
AUGAGUCAUCGACGGCACAAGAGCGGUGACUUUCAAAAUGGUCUUCGUCUGCCAAACGGUUUCGACCCUCAGACCAUAGUUUCCUACCCGGACAACAUUACUUUAACUGACAUUUACUACUUUUGCUAUGCUCCAACACUCUGCUACGAACUCAACUUUCCCCGUUCUGCUAGACGUAGAAAAGUGUUUAUGAUGAAACGACUUUUUGAAGUGGUGUUCCUAGUUCAGCUCAACCUGGCGUUGAUUCAGCAGUGGAUGGUGCCAACAAUAAGCAAUUCACUUAAGCCGUUGCAGGACAUGGACUACUUUAAAAUGUUAGAACGAUUACUUAAACUUGCGAUUCCGAACCACGUUAUUUGGUUGAUUUGGUUUUACGUGUACUUUCAUUCAAUGUUGAAUUUGGUGGCUGAAGUUUUGCGUUUUGGCGACAGAGAAUUCUACAAGGACUGGUGGAAUGCAGAGUCUAUCGCGCAGUUCUGGAAAACAUGGAAUAUGGGGGUUCACAAGUUUGCAUUGCGCCAUAUCUAUGUGCCUCUGCUGAAGAGAGGAUACUCCAAGAUGACUGUCAUGUCUGCGGUCUUUGUCAUUUCGGCAUUUUUUCACGAAUACCUCGUUUCAGUGCCGCUGAAAAUGUUUGGGGUGUAUGCUUUUGCAGGGAUGGCUCUUCAAAUCCCAUUUUCCAUCAUCGUGUCUCGCAUGCUUAAUGGAAACUGGGCAAACAUUUUUGUUUGGUUUUCCUUAAUCAUAGGCCAGCCUUUGUGCAUUCUGGCCUGCUACCACGACUACUAUGUAAUUCACCAU